AUGUUCCCAGUAACUUGCAGCUAUCGUUGGUGGGGUGGGCUUCAGAGGAGAAUCUGCCUGAGCCGGCAAGUGCCGAGCAAGUGGCACAUUGAGCAGAUGCAUGUCCAAGUUGGAGACCAUGCUGAACUCAGCAGGGCCUUCACACAGAGGGACGUGGCCGCCUUCUCAGAAUUAACGGGGGAUGUCAAUCCUUUGCAUUUAAAUGAAGAGUUUGCAAAACACACCAAGUUUGGAAAGACAAUUGUACAUGGAGUUUUGAUCAAUGGGCUUAUUUCGGCUCUCCUGGGAACUAAAAUGCCAGGGCCAGGCUGUGUUUUACUUUCACAGGAAAUUAGCUUUCCAGCCCCUUUAUAUGUUGGAGAAGUUGUUUUAGCUUCCGCAGAAGUACAAAAGCUAAAGCGGUUCAUUGCUGUUAUUGCAGUGUCGUGUUUUGUAAUAGAAAGUAAAAAGACUGUUAUGGAAGGCUUGGUUAAAGUUAUGGUCCCAGAAACUCCCAAAUCCUGAAACGUGUGUAAAGAUGCACGUUCAGGUGCUGGUGGUACUAUUCGUGAGGAGCCUCUGAGGAAAAUAGGUUUUGCUGCUCUUCACUGAAGGAUGGCUUAUAGACCCAGAAGCCUGAGUUGGGGAAGGGGAGCAGGGAGAGGGGUGUGCAAAAGUCCUCUAUCCAAUCCAGUUUUAUGCUUCACGCAGACUUGAGUAUAUUCAUCAUCUGUCUAGGUUUUUAAAAUUGAAAAAUUAUUGGGAAGGUUAUUUAGCUGAAGGUUCUACUUUUAGGAUUUCACAUCUAGUUAGAUACACAUUUGGAUAACACAAACCUGCCUGUGUCUGUGGAGAGUAAAUUCCUCACUGAAUUUAUAACUACCAUUUAAUUAUUGAGGACAACAGAAGUCAGGUUGUCUUUGAACACCUACCUUCUACCAGUCAGCAUUCUUAGAUCCUGUUGAGUAGUUUCCAGGUCAGAGUUUAUUGUAAUUUGUUCCCGUUUAUACCACGAUGGCACCUUGUUCCAUCAUCAGUGGCAUUUGUCUUCCAGAUGCUUUUCCUGUUAUUGGAGAACGGCUUAUGCACACACUUGGACUCAUUUAUGUAAACUCUGUCAAUCUCAUGCAUAAAACAAGGAUAAGGACACCUACCACACAGGAUUGUUGGAGUUGAUAGAUGCAAAUCUCUAAGUACCAGGUCUAGCCUGUAAAGUAGCCACUACUGUCAUCCAUUUUCCCCUGUCAGUGAGGUUAGAGAUUGUCCUCAGUUUAAAGCAAACUGGCCCACAACUAAACAGAUGACAAGCUAAUUUUUCAGGAUGUCAAUCAGUCUAAACCUGGACUAGUUUGCAUGCAAAAUUUGUUUUGAUAAUCCAGAUUAUUUUCUCCCUCCCUUGAAAAUACUGUGGAUUCUCCCCUUUAUAAAUAAUACAUACUUAUUGUAAACAUAUUGUAAGAAAUAAAAUGUAUAAGGAACA
This is a messenger RNA of Felis catus (domestic cat), 1459 nucleotides long. RefSeq names its product hydroxyacyl-thioester dehydratase type 2 (gene HTD2). The record is from RefSeq and is a predicted model, not a curated record. The transcript has a single exon. The coding region runs from base 1 to 504 and encodes 167 amino acids. Lineage: Eukaryota; Metazoa; Chordata; Mammalia; Carnivora; Felidae.